UCAGUGAAGGUUUAGGAUGGAAUCGAGUGUUGUUGUGAGGAACGGUUUAUGUCUUAGCUGUCAAAUGCGACAUCAUAGAGAAUAGAGGACGGUGACUAGUGGAUGGUAUAAGGCGACACCCUUCUUCUGUAUGCCUACUGCAAUGUAAAAUGAGAACGUCACAGAUAAUGUCAGAAGAGAACAUCUAAUUUCCCCACACCGCCUCUAAUUCUACCUGCGGGCUUGAACGGCGUAGCUUUGGUGUGGUGCUAGCUUGGAAGAGGACAGGAUUUAACACAGCUUGCAUCACAAGGAAUAUUCUAUCGUUUCCCUCCCACUGCCACCCCACCAACGCCACCAAGCGCCAUGAUCAGGGGCAGCUCGCCGUCCCCUCGACACUCGUAGCCCUGCCCACAGCUCUCUGAUUGGACCGUGCCUGUGUUGUUGCCUUGGUUGCCAUGACUUAGAGGAAGUGCUCCUGCUCAAAGAUGGAGAAAAAGAAGCAGUGCCCUCGCCUGCUCGACUACCUGGUGGUAGUCGGAGCCAGGCACCCGAGCAGUGACAGCGCGGCCCAGACGCCACAGCUGCUGCGCCGUUACCCGCUGGAGGACCACCCGGAGUUCCCGCUGCCGCCCGACGUGGUCUUCUUCUGCCAGCCCGAGGGCUGCCUCAGCCUGCGCCAGCGCCGCAUCAGCCUCCGAGACGACUCCUCCUUCGUCUUCACGCUCACCGACAAGGACUCGGGCAUCACGCGCUACGGCAUCUGCGUCAACUUUUACCGGUCGUUCCAGCGCGGGCACCACCGGCCGCGGACGGAUGCUAGAGGUGAUAAGAAUGUCCCGCCCAUGGAGAUGGCAGUGGAGGCCACAGAGAAGACAGAGCUCUCCUCGGCCGACGAGCACGAAGCGGGGCCCCUGCCGCCGGGAGAGCAGGGGGGCCCGGCCAGGUCCCCGCGGCCCAAACGCACGCCCCGCACGGCCCCUCGCAACCGCAACAGCACCCUGACCUCCCUCUGCAUCCUCAGCCACUACCCCUUCUUCUCCACCUUCAGGGAGUGCCUCUACAUCCUCAAGAGGAUGAUCGACUCCUGCAGCCUGAGGCUCAACCAGCGAACCGGCCUGCCCAAGGGCACGCAGAGGGACACCAUGUGGCGCAUGUUCACCGGCGCCCUCUCUGGCGGCGGCGAGGACAAGGACAAGGAUAAGAAGGACGGUCACGGCAGCAGCCUGCCGCUGCAGGACCUGCGCGAGAUCGAGUCCUGGGUGUACCGGCUGCUGCGCUCGCCCGUGCCGGUACCGGGCCAGAGGCGCGUGGACGUGGAGGUGCUGCCCCACGAGCUGCAGCCGGCGCUCACCUUCGCCCUGCCGGACUCCUCCCGCUUCUGCAUGGUGGACUUCCCGCUGCACCUGCCCCUGGAGCUCUUAGGGGUGGACGCCUGCCUGCAGGUGCUCAGCUGCAUACUGCUGGAGCACAAGGUGGUGCUGCAGUCACGGGACUACAACGCGUUGUCCAUGAGCGUGAUGGCGUUUGUGGCCAUGAUCUACCCUCUGGAGUACAUGUUCCCCGUCAUCCCCCUGCUGCCCACAUGCAUGGCCUCCGCUGAACAACUUCUCCUGGCCCCUACCCCUUACAUUAUCGGUGUACCUGCCAGCUUCUUCCUCUACAAGGCCGAGUUCAAAAUACCGGACGAUGUGUGGCUGAUUGAUCUUGACUGCAACAAGGUCAUCAGGCCGACCAAUGCUGAGCUGCUCCCUCCUCUACCUGAGCCAGAAUCAUCUGAGCUCAAGAAACACCUGAAACAGUGUCUGGUUAGGUUGACUGCCAUCACCCAAAAGCAGAUCUUCGCCUCCGACUCCAAGGCCCUGGCCAGCAUGAGCCUGAAUACGCAGCCCAUCCUGAACCUGGAGAAGUUCCAGGAGGGUCAGGAGCUGCCUCUGCUGCCCCCGGGCAGGGACAAGGCCUCGCCCUCCUCCACCGAGUUCAACCCCCUCAUCUACGGCAACGACGUCGACUCUGUGGACGUGGCCACCAGGGUUGCCAUGGUGAGGUUCUUCAACUCUCCGAACGUGCUGCAAGGGUUCCAGAUGCACACGCGUACGCUGCGUCUCUUCCCGCGGCCCGUGGUGGCGUUCCAGGCCACCUCCUUCCUAGCCUCGCGGCCGCGCCGCUCCGGCUUCGCCGACAAACUCUCGCACACACAGGCCGUGGAGUACUACGGGGAGUGGGCUCUCAACCCCACCAACCUGGCAUUCCAGAGGAUACACAACAAUGUGUUUGAUCCGUCUCUGAUUGGGGAUAAGCCCAAGUGGUAUGCCCAUCAGCUGCAGCCGGUCUUCUACCGCGUGUACGACGGCUCCUCACAGCUGGCCGAGGCCAUAAGCGGACCGCUGGAGGAGGACACCAACGACUCAGACCCCACCGACGACAGUGACAGUGAAGGCUAUGAUGACUCCAGCUCAUCCUACUCCUCCCUUGGGGACUUUGUCAACGAGAUGAUCAAAGGGGACAUUCAGGGGGACACUCCAAGAGAUGUGGACCCACUGGGCCACGCAGCGCUGGGUGACGCCAGUGAGGUGGAGUUCCAUGAAUUCCAGGAGUACAAGGGGGAGGGCGGCGAGGCCGUGCCCGAGGCAGAGGUCCCCCCGGAGGCAGCCGAGGGCCAGCCACUCCGCUCCAGCUCCAGCACCACGGCCAGCUCCAGCCCCAGCACCAUCAUACAGGGGGUCAACAAUGAGCAGUCUGAACCUCCAGAGAUGGAGGCGUCUGCCAGCGCAGCCCUCAAAAACGCCGUGCCGGGACUGACUGCCCAGGCGUUCCAGCGGCCCACCCCCGACCCCGCCUCCACAGACCCAGCCAAUAAGAAGAAAGAGUACGACAAUCCCUACUUCGAGCCGCAGUACGGCUUCCCGGUGGAAGAUGACGCAGACAACGAGGAGCAGGAGGAGAGCUACACGCCUCGCUUCAACCAGAACCUCAACGGCAACAAGCCACAGCGCCCCCUGCGGCCCAGCAGCCUGAAGCUGCCCGGGGAGUCAGACGGAGAGGGAGACUCCCGCAACAGCUCGCCCAACUCCACCAUCUCAAACAACAGCGGAGACGGACUCAGCGGACUCAUGUCAUUCGCCAGUAACCUGUACAAGAACCACGGCACAAGCUUCAGCCUCUCCAACCUGGCUCUGCCGAACAAGGCUGCCAGGGAGAAGGCCGGCCCUUUCCCCAGCCUCAAAGGGGCCCGGGGUCCGAGAGCUCUGGUGGACCAGAAGUCCUCGGUCAUCAAGCACAGCCCCACUGUAAAGAAGGAGUCCCCCUCCCCUCAGGGAAAGGCCAACAACACAAGUGAGAACCAGCAGUUCUUGAAGGAGGUGGUGUCGAGCGUGCUGGAGGGGCAGGGCGUGGGCUGGCUCAACAUGAAGAAGGUGCGCCGCCUGCUGGAGAACGAGCAGCUGCGUGUCUUCGUGCUCAGCAAGCUCAACCGUGCCGUCCAAUCAGAGGAGGACGCUCGGCAGGAGGUCAUCAGGGACGUGGAGGUGAACAGGAAGGUGUACAAGGGCAUGCUGGACAUACUGAAGUGCACCGUGUCCAGCCUGGAGCACUCCUACACCAAUGCAGGCCUGGGGGGCAUGGCCAGUGUGUUCAGCCUGCUGGAGAUCGCACGCACACACUACCAAACCAAAGAAGCGGAGAAGCGGAAGCGCAGCCCCAUGGAGGGCGCCAGCAGCCCCGGCAGCAAGGAGAGCCCGUCGGGCCGCAUGGAGAGCGCCCGGGCGGCCGGGGUGCUGCUGGUGCCUCGGCUCCAGCUGCACCCGCCCUCCGCCACCCACGGCAAGGGCGCGCGCCACUUUGACACCCGCAGUCUGAACGAGGAGAACUUUAUUGCCUCCAUUGGAGUGGAGGGGGCCAAGCAGCGGGCCGAGGGCACCGACACGGAGGAGAAGAAAUCCCAGAUCAGUGCUGACAGCGGCCUAAGCGUCACAUCUGGUUCACAGAAGAGCGAUACGGAGUCGGUGACGAGCUCCGAGCCUCCCAUCCUCACCAGGAGCACCAGUCAGGACUCGGAGGCCAGCACAGUGGUGAGCAACAGCUCAGGUGAGACGCUGGGAGCAGACAGUGACCUGAGCAGCACGGCAGGUGACGGCCUGGGGCGCACCGCCCCCCACCUCACCCUCUCCAGGGGCACCCUCUCCGACAGCGAGAUCGAGACCAACCCGGCCACCAGCUCUGUGUUUGGCAAGACCCAUCAGCUGAAGCCUGGCAAGAAGGAGCCAGUGGGGGUCAUGGCCAAGGGAGCGCCCGCACCCCCUCUGGAGGACGUCAGCAUGAGGAUCUAUAUCUGUGAGGGCCUGCUGGGGCGAGACAAGAGCUCCGUUUGGGACCAGCUGGAAGAUGCUGCCAUGGAAACCUUCUCUCUGAGCAAAGAGCGCUCCACGCUGUGGGACCAGAUGCAGUUCUGGGAGGACGCCUUCCUAGACGCCGUCAUGCUGGAGAGAGAGGGCAUGGGCAUGGACCAGGGACCUCAGGAGAUGAUAGACAGGUACCUGUCUCUGGGAGAGCACGACAGGAAGCGACUGGAGGACGAUGAGGACCGCCUGCUGGCCACGCUACUGCACAACAUGAUCGCAUACAUGCUCAUGAUGAAGGUUAACAAGAAUGACAUCCGUAAGAAGGUGAGGCGUCUGAUGGGCAAAUCUCACAUCGGCUUGACCUACAGCCAGGAGAUCAACGACAUUCUGGAUCGCCUCAAUAAUCUGAUCGGUCGCGAGCUACCCAUCAGGCCGAGCGGCAGCCGGCACAUCAAGAAGCAGACGUUUGUGGUGCAUGCUGGGACAGACACCACGGGAGACAUCUUCUUCAUGGAGGUGUGUGACGACUGCAUCGUGCUGCGCAGCAACAUCGGCACGGUGUACGAGCGCUGGUGGUACGAGAAGCUGAUCAACAUGACCUACUGCCCCAAGACCAAGGUCCUCUGCCUCUGGAGACGCAACGGCCAGGAGACACAGCUCAACAAGUUCUACACUAAAAAGUGCCGUGAACUCUACUACUGUGUGAAGGACAGCAUGGAGAGGGCAGCUGCUCGCCAACAGAGCAUCAAACCAGGUCCAGAGCUGGGGGGUGAGUUCCCCGUGCAGGACAUGAAGACGGGCGAGGGAGGGUUACUACAGGUCACCCUGGAGGGCAUCAAUCUCAAGUUCAUGCACAACCAGGUUUUCAUACAGCUGAAUCACAUUAAAAAGUGCAAUACUGUGAAGGGAGUCUUUGUCCUGGAGGAAUUUGUUCCUGAAACUAAAGAAGUGGUGAUCCACAGAUACAAGACACCCAUGGCACAUCAGAUCUGUUACUCGGUCCUCUGUCUCUUCUCGUACGUGGCAGCAGUGAAGGGGAAGGAGGCGGAGGGCAAACCAAAGCUGCUGUCCCCACGGCCCCUGUCAGCCAGCUAGACACACACAGUACACACACACACACACACACAGUACACACACACACACACAGUACACACAAACAUAUAUACAUGCACACACACAUAGAAAUAUUGCCCCUGAGUGUUUUGCUCUCUCCAGCACAAUUUCUCCCCUGUGAAUGAAUGCUCUUGCGCCUGCUGGACACACUCGCACACAAAACACACACACUUACACACACACACACUCACACUCCCUUCCAGCCUGUCCACCUCCUCCGCCCUGUGAUGAACUGCUGCUCAGGCUCCUCUCUCCAAUCUUCUGCGUCCAAGUGUGUGCAGCGUUGAAGCCUUUCUCUCCGCGUGCCGACUGCAUAAAAAAAGACGCUAGACCGACCCAACGCCCCAAUACCAUACGUCCAAAUACCCAAGGUCCAAUACCCAACGCCCAAUACCCGCCGCCCUAGUACUCAACGUCCAAUACCCCAUGCCCCAAUACCCGAAGUCCAAAACCCGACGCCCCAAUGCCCGCUCCUCCUCUUCUGCAAUAGCACAAUGUCCACCCGUGGGCACAAUAUGAAGCUCAGUGGAUACUCAAGACUAUGGCACCUAUGAUGUAGACUUCGCUCAUCUCCCCCAUAGCUCAGAUGCAUAUGUGGAUUGGACCCCUUUCAUCAAAGGAUGCCCCAGCUCUUUAUGUGAUGUUGACUUUCUCGUAAAUGGGGGCGUGGUGGGUUUCCUUUUCUUGGCUGUUGUCAAUUUUUUUUUUUUCCUUUCAUAAUUUAAAAAAAGAAAUCAGGUGUUGUCGUGUUGCUGUUUGUUGCUCCUCUCGUUCGUGAUCAUGUCCCUCCUUUUCUCUGGUGUAUCCCUCCUGCACUUACGUCUAGUCGUUGCGGCCUGCCUGCCUGCCUGUCUGAUAUCUGAUCUGUUACAUAGAGACACAGCAAAGCGUACUAUCUUGCAUGCAGGUCCCAUGCACAGACAACCAACAAAAGGCAUGCCCAACCAGGACUCAAAAGCAAUCUUUGCUCAUCUUGUGUGUACUCUGGAACCGAACCGAGCACCCCAACCCUACCAGUCCCCUCAUCUUGCCUCUUCCUUCAAGUUCUCCUCUCCUCACCUCCUCUCCUCAUCCUCCUCCUUCCUCUCAACUCGCUAUCCAGAGACUGUGAUGAUGAAUAUUCUGUGUCUCUGCGGUACUAUCGUCUGUUCAGUCUUAAACAGCAUUAUCAGGAUGAAGCCUUUGAAAGAUGGAUGCCAGCCCCGCACUCAGAGGUGUCUGUCUGUCUCUGUCUGUCAUGGCAGAUGACACCCGCGGUAGCCUAAGCCAAGGAUUAAGAAAAAGAAACGUCCCUCUUUUUGAAGGCUUCAUUCUCCCCCAUCCCUGUCCCUGUUCCUCAAAAUUCCAACCUGCUGUAAAAGUGGUCCAAGCUGUGUGUGUGAGACUGCGUGUGUGAGCGUGUGUAUGUAAAAAAAAAUAUACAUAUUUUAGCGGUGCCCCUCGCAAGGCCAAAAACUACUGUACUAGAUCUACUGUAAACGGUUUCAUGUUUGUGGUCAGCCGUGUUGAAAAUGCAUGUCGUGCUCAAUACGAGUAUAAAAAAAAACCCUUACGAAAAAGAAAAGAGAAAAAAAAAACAUUUAAAAAAACAAACUGCUGUACAUUUCAAGUUUUUUCUGUUUUAAGAAACAGAAAACAAAAAUAAUGUUACAAAAAAUUGUGGUUCAUUGACUAGAUGUGCAAUACUACUUGUAGUGGGGUGUGGAGGGGAGUCCUCUGACCCCAGUCAGUCAGUCAGUCAGUCAGUCAUUCCUGCUGUAUAAGACUGCAUCACAUGCGCCCCCGCCGUCUGUCCUGAUUGUGGUGAGAAAAUCAAUGAGGACCACUGUGGAAGAGUCUACCACGGAGAAGCCCCAGGGUGGUUUGGCACUGGCACUGUAAUGAACCACAGGAUAGAGAACGAAAUGGAGAGAGAAAAUAAGGAGACCAAAUGAAAGAGAGAGAGAGAAAGAGAGUGCUGUUUUUGGAGACGUGUCCUUUUCUCUUCUUCCUCUCAUGAUUCCCGCCACUGAAGAGCUCAGCUGUCUUGUCCGCUGCUGCCCGCAGGGAAAGCUAAACUCUGGCCUGUGCCCUGUAAUUUCUGUGGAAAUGAGAGCCGUUUAAACAGCUUCCUUCUAACUUCCAGCCCGCCACUCUGGGCUGGGAUAGUGAGGGACACACAGCAGAUAGACCUUAGAGAGAUUCAUCUGAUUGAGGAUAAUACCACAGAUUGGGCUUCCUAGGGUAUUACACACAGAAAUAUUUACAUAUUUUUUUGACUAACCCACCUCUCGUUUUGCUGUCUUUUUUUGUUUGUUUAAAAAAAAAAACAGCACAGUCUAUUGUUACUUCAGAUUAUCCAAAUUGACAUUCCUGUAAGUAGUAGUUGUAUUUGAGCCCAGUGGACACUUGAGAUGGAAGUCAGAGGAGGGGCAGAUGACGUUGUAAAUAGUGCAGAGGUGGCCCAAGUAAAGGUAGAAUAAAAAAAACAAAGGUUGCAACAGUUUCCUUCCAACACAAAUUACUUCACUGAGUAACUGGCCUACAGUUAAUAUAGAGCGAUGUACCUGGUUGGAUCAAAUUUGGGAGUUUUCUUUUUAAGCGUUGUAGAUAUUUUCCAGUAAAAAUAUCUAGCCACCUCAUUAGGUACAAUGGAAUAACUGGUGUAACCACUAUGUAAUAUCAUGUGCUAGUGUUGCACUUGCAUAAAUUUACCCCAACUUUGACUUUGGCCACCUCUGAAAUAGCGCAGAGAUCAGUAGGGGCAGAGCGGCUUCCAAAAACAGACAUGCUGGCCUGUGGUUCAAAAGAGAAGCUGUGUCAAGAAUAAAGAGAGAGAAAGAGAGAGAUGUGUUUAACUACUGAGUCUGUGCUUCGAGAUCGUUGAGUGAGCGUGCAAGAAAAUUGAGAUAUUGGGUGUAAAUAUUUCAGUGUUUAAAAAGGAAAAGAAAAAAAGUAUUUAUAGAAAAAUGUACAGCUUUGGCAAUAUGAAAUAAAAACAUGUCCAACCCAAGUUGUUUGUGAAGAGCAUUUUGUUGUUUUAAUGAUUUUAAAUCCAAUUUUGUGCGGUACACAAGUUUGAAACAUUUCUGAUGUACAGAGAGUCAUGUAUAAGGCAACACUGCAGAGUGGGAGACAUGAUUACAUUUAAAGCUCUUAGCUUAGAAUAACCAAAUCAGAAACCCUUUUAUCAGAAACCUGCUUGUCGUUCCAAUAUAUCCAGGUAGUACCUGGCCAUACAGUACCUUGCAUUUUACCAGUCUGAGUAUAUCUAUAA
Engraulis encrasicolus (European anchovy) is the source of this 8688-nucleotide messenger RNA. It is a transcript of the gene madd, whose product is annotated as MAP-kinase activating death domain. Gene Ontology annotation, cellular component: cytosol. Lineage: Eukaryota; Metazoa; Chordata; Actinopteri; Clupeiformes; Engraulidae. The transcript has 36 exons. Gene Ontology annotation, biological process: regulation of apoptotic process; regulation of Rab protein signal transduction. Gene Ontology annotation, molecular function: guanyl-nucleotide exchange factor activity. The record is from RefSeq and is a predicted model, not a curated record. Bases 468 to 5414 code for a protein of 1648 amino acids.